AUUAGUAAAUAAGUUUCUAUUUUGUGUAGAAGAUAAUGAGAAGCAAUUAAAGGAGAGAGAGCCAGUCAAAGAUAUUGGUAUUCAGUUUGAUUAUAUUGUUCCUUCAAUGGAUAAUUUAGAGUGUCUGAGUGACGUUAACAUAGCCAGUAAGAAACUGUUCCUGAUACAAGGAGACAGACCUCAACUGCUAAACUGGGAGAGGUAUGGGCUAAGAAUUGGAGUAUCUGGAGGAAGCCUAUCAUCGACAGAGACAGCUGAGGUAGCUGUGGUCGCUCUUGUAGGAGGACAGUUUGUGUUUCCUAAGAAGACGGUACUCGUUAGUGGUGUGUAUGCAGUCUCCGUUUCCAGACCUCUCCUCAAAGCACUGAGGCUUGAGAUCCAACACUGCGUUGAUAUUACAGGAAAACCAGCUCUUGUCAGUCGUUUACGAUUUGCCAUAGCUCCUAUCAGCACACCAAAUCUUCCUUACCAUUUCUCAAUAGUCAAUGGAGGGGAAUUUGAUCAUGAUGAUUGGUAUGGAUCAAUCAAUCGGUACAAGUUCUGUCUAGCGAGUAUUGUUGGAUGCACUAAUGGUGAAGGAGGAGGAGAAGGUGAUGAAUGGGAAGGUGAAGGUAUUACUGAAGAAGAGGAGGAGGAGGGAGGAAGAGGAGGAGGAGUUGGAGUGGAAGGUACAACUGCUUCAGGAUCAUCAGUUAACAUCAUUAAUACUAAUGCAGAUCCUAUUGUAUCAAGCGAUGCAACUACAACAGAAGAGGAUGAAGUAGCUACUCAUCAUAUUGAUGCUGAAGUACAAACAGAUAAUAAUAGAGAAGUUAGCUCCAAUGGGAUAGUAGAGGCUAUGACUUAUGCUGGUGUUACUUAUUAUGAAAGAGAUGGGAUUGAAGAUUUACUGAUAUUUUCUGCUGCCAAGAAAUUAAAUGCUCUUUUACAAUAUAUUGAACAGAAGCGUUUAGGAGCUAAACAAGGGCAGAGUAUGUACUUUUCAUUUGAUCCCACUAAAUCUGGCAUUAUAUUAAAAUUUGAUACACCACAAGCAAAACCUUUCACUGGAUGGACUAUUGAACCUCACAUUAAUCCUUGCAUUUUGCGUCGCUGUGACAUUGAUAAUUUUGGGAAUGAAGAUUAUCCCAUUCCUCCAUCUUGUUAUGUAUCAGUUUAUGCAUUACCUGGUGCCGUUCCAAUCUUACAUUACUCUAUACCACUGGAAGGUGUGGUAGAACCAGUGUCAUUCUUUAUACAUAGAGCACUGAGAACACACACUCCAGUUAUUGAAACUGCUGAAGAACCAAGUGCUCCUGCACUGAAACAAAGAAAGAGAAAAAGUCAUUUAAGUACUGACAUCAAGUCUAUCACUGGUAGCUUAAUAGCAGUUAUAAGAAAUAAUCAAGUUGUACUAAGUGAAAUAUUUGAAGAUUCUCUUACUCACAUUGCCUUAGGAUUGAGUGCAGCUAAUAUCAUCACUCACUCAGUUAAGAAUAAUCCUUCUUAUGACUCCAUUAUUAAGAAUUUCAUCACUGGACUAAAAAUGAAAUCCAGCAUUGCUGAACUUGAAGUUCACUGUAUGGAUUUUCUUGAAGCUCUUUCACCCAUUGGAGGUCCAGUGACUGGAGCUGCUGACAUGUUGAGGAGGAAAUGGACAGAAGAGACUAACCUCCAGCUUGACAGUAAAAGAAUCAAGUUAUCUUAGGCUCUGCACCCAUUGCUUUCUUAUAUUAUUAUUAUUAAUUACUAAUGUUUAACUUUAUUAUUAUCACACAUCCAUGCACCUUAUUAAUAUACAGAUACAUAAUUACAUGUACAUGAUGUAUUUUAUACCCUCUUUGUUUGAAUUAAUAUUAUAAAAUGA
Messenger RNA from Amphimedon queenslandica, 1846 nucleotides. RefSeq lists its product as uncharacterized. The record is from RefSeq and is a predicted model, not a curated record. Lineage: Eukaryota; Metazoa; Porifera; Demospongiae; Haplosclerida; Niphatidae. Bases 107 to 1687 code for a protein of 526 amino acids. The transcript is spliced from 8 exons.